ACACACACACACACACACACACCUACGGACAGAGCUCACUUCAGAGGUUGGGCCAGUUUCCCCUCCGCACCAUGUGUGACCAGACGUUUUUAGCGAUCACGUUCGGCUCGUGCGAUAACUGCAGCCAGAACAAACCUCUGAUGAACAUCUACCUGCAGAAUGAGCCGGUCAACUUCUGCUCACUGUGUGUGGAGAAGAUGGCGUGUCAGGGUCUGGGGAAGGGAGAGAGUGUGGCGUCACUGAAAGCUGAAGUGGAGUGUUUAAAGGUUAAACUGGAGCAGGAGAGAGCCAAACUGCACGAUGCAGAGUUGAACCAGGUGGCGGAGAAGGUGGACGCUCUGAGUGUGUUCACACUGAAGUGUCGCCGCACGCUGAAGGGUCACAGUAAUAAAGUGCUGUGUAUAGACUGGUGUAGCGAUAAGAGACGCAUCGUCAGCUCCUCACAGGAUGGAAAGGUCAUUGUCUGGGAUGCCUUCACUACUAACAAGGAGCACGGGGUCACCAUGCCGUGUACCUGGGUGUUAGCGUGUGCGUAUGCCCCCUCUGGUUGUGCGAUAGCAUGUGGUGGGUUGGAUAAUAAAUGCUCUAUCUAUCCUCUGUCUCUGGAUAAGACUGAGAAUUUGGCCUCGAAGAGGAAGCAGGUGGCCGUUCACACCAACUAUGUCUCAUCCUGCAGCUUUACCAACUCUGAUAUGCAGAUCCUGACCUCCAGUGGUGACGGGACCUGUGCAUUAUGGGAUGUGGAGAGCGGGCAGCUGCUGCAGAGUUUCCAUGGUCACUCAGCUGACGUGCUCUCACUGGACCUGUCUCCCUCUGAGACAGGAAACACCUUCGUCUCUGGAGGCUGUGAUAAGAAGGCUAAUGUGUGGGACAUGCGAUCUGGUCAGAACAUUCAGUCCUUUGACACCCAUGAGUCAGACAUCAAUGCUGUCAAGUACUACCCGAGUGGUGAUGCUUUUGCCUCUGCAUCUGACGACUCUACCGUGCGUCUGUAUGACCUGAGGGCCGACCGUGAAGUGGCCGUGUACUCUAAAGAGAGCGUCAUCUUCGGCGCCUCCAGCGUGGACUUCUCCCUCAGCGGGCGUCUGCUGUUUGCUGGUUAUAACGACUACACUGUAAAGGUAUGGGACGUGUUAAAGGGCACGCGGGCGGCGAUCCUGUACGGCCACGAGAACCGGGUCAGUAAGGUCCGGGUGUCGCCAGACGGUACCGCGUUCUGCUCGGCAUCAUGGGACAACACGCUACGGGUCUGGGCCUGAGUCUUGGAGCUGAACUGACCAUAUAGUCAUGGAUUCACGUCAGAAUCUUUUAUUUCUAAACUUUAUAUUUAAUGAUUAAUUUAGUUAAGCAGUAAGUGUGUACAUUAGGAGACAGCAUUACGCUCUGUAAUGUGAUGGAGCAGUAAGAUGUUUAUAAAUACUAAAGAUUAUUAUCAUGUAGUGAAAAACACCGACAGUAAAUAGUGUUGUGAGAUCAUAA
Clarias gariepinus (North African catfish) is the source of this 1479-nucleotide messenger RNA. RefSeq names its product guanine nucleotide binding protein (G protein), beta 5b (gene gnb5b). Gene Ontology annotation, molecular function: protein binding; signaling receptor complex adaptor activity. The record is from RefSeq and is a predicted model, not a curated record. The coding region runs from base 72 to 1259 and encodes 395 amino acids. Gene Ontology annotation, biological process: G protein-coupled dopamine receptor signaling pathway; G protein-coupled receptor signaling pathway. Gene Ontology annotation, cellular component: heterotrimeric G-protein complex; cytoplasm. NCBI's taxonomy places the organism in Eukaryota, Metazoa, Chordata, Actinopteri, Siluriformes, Clariidae. The transcript is spliced from 13 exons.